Branchiostoma belcheri (Belcher's lancelet) is the source of this 857-nucleotide messenger RNA. RefSeq names its product complement C1q and tumor necrosis factor-related protein 9-like. Gene Ontology annotation, molecular function: protein binding. The transcript has 3 exons. The record is from RefSeq and is a predicted model, not a curated record. Bases 1 to 726 code for a protein of 241 amino acids. Lineage: Eukaryota; Metazoa; Chordata; Leptocardii; Amphioxiformes; Branchiostomatidae.
AUGGUCCAGACACGAGUCUUGUUCGCCGUCCUUGUUCUUCUCGGCUGCUGGAUGCUCCAGACAACUUCUGCCCACGAGGUUCAGUUGGGGGAGGGCUCCUGCUCUAAACAGUUCCGCAACGACGUGAACAUCACCGUGGUGGCUGCGCCGGGGCCGGCCGGGCAGAAAGGCGACAUGGGCCCGAGAGGUCACAAAGGUACGCCAGGUGAGAGGGGCGCGACAGGUGCUCCAGGUGAGCAGGGACCUGCCGGACCUACAGGUGAAAAGGGAGACACAGGUGAGCAAGGGCCGGCAGGUGAGACGGGCACACCUGGCGUCAGCCCACCUGUCCCCACCCUGGUGGCGUUCACCGUGGCGAGAACCACUGACGUGGAGAUGUCGUCAACGGACACGGUGGUGACGUAUGAUGACGUCCUUAGCAACGAGGGCGGGGCUUACGACAUGGAAACGGGAAAGUUCGUUACUAAAGUGGGCGGGGUGUACUUCUUCACGUUCACGGGCAUGACGAAGGUGGACUACUUCCUCCAGCUGAUGAAAAACGGAGAGAGGGUGGUCUCCAUCCGAGAAUCGUAUCCAGGAGAGAACCAGGCGAGCAGUAACUCCGCCAUCCUGCCGCUGGACACCGGGGACCAGGUCUGGGUACAGCUCAGGCAGGGCGAGUACACUCUGCUCAGCAACGAGAACAGGCUGCUCACGUUUUCCGGACUCCUCAUCAAUCCGGCAUGAUGGUGACGGAGACGACCGGGAUCAUCAUCUUCAUCAUCAACAACAUCAUCAGCAGCAACAUUUCAACAUCGUCCGGGGAGAAUUCGCAAAUAUUUAGUAUUAAUAUUGCUUUGGUGCUGUGGACAUGUAAA